AUGCAGCAGAACUGCGGGAGCAUCCGUCGGCGGAAGGAGAUGCGUUCCCAGCCGACCAAGCCUGUCAACUCAGCUUCCUCUUUCGGACCUGGCUUUGCUUCACGGUCGGCCAUGGAUGUCGACGACAGAAGCGCUUCCACGUCAUGGCACAGCUCUACGACGUGCUUGGAUGGACAGAUGGAAGAGACUGUGUCAGGACCACGGCAUGCGGUUGUCGAGGUUAGAUCAAGAGAUGGAAGUCCAGCACGAACCUUAUCACUUUAUCACUCCACCAUCCCAGAAGAGCUCGCAGGAUAUCUACGAGUUAUGAUGCCUGGAGAGACAGGAGUGGAACAGUCUGGCGAGGAGCUGGCAGAGAACUUCCUCGAAGCAUUAGAUCUGCCGCCGGUCACCAAACAGUCGUUGAGCGAGCUGGACAUUCAGAGCAUCAUCACCAACAUCAAGUUACGGCAUGACGUCAACUUCGACAGAGAUCUCAGCUUCAGACCGAACGUCGAUGGCGUCAAAGGCCAAGAGAAGGAGAGAGUAGCGGACAAGUACUGGGGAGCGUUGAUCGCCGAGCUGGUACUAUACAACCGCAUGUUCCACGGCACACCGCCCCUGUCACCGAUCCAAGUCGAAGCUUUCACACCAUAUGCGCAACGGCGGAUACCGAUUUUGUUCCAGAACGUCCGCGAUGUUCUGAAGAGUCUUGUACCCGAUCGCGACCAUUCCAGAGUGGACGAGCAUCUCGACGUGCCCAUGCUGAUGCAAGCUAUUGAGCGAGGAGUGUGUGAUCUGGGUCGCUUGUCGGAGUGGAUGGCGCAACUACUCAAGGAGCACUGCGCGCCCAUGCGCGACAUCCUGGUCGAUGAGAUGGUCACUUGCACAAGGCUAGGCGAGGCGGACCGCAACCUCGAAAAGAUCGUAGAAGGUCUGAGGAAGCUGUUCGGCAUUCUGGAGGCCAUGAAACUCGACGUUGCGAACCACCAGAUCAGGAAUCUGAAGACGCUUCUGAUCGAGGACAGCGUCAACUUUGAGAAGCACUACCAUCUCGACAGACUUGUCCACGGUAGGGCAAGGGUUAACAUCAACACGGCACAGACCUGGUUCACCGACGCCGUUGAUGAGUUCGGCCCCCAGUGCUCGCCACGACCCCGAGCUGGCCCAUGUUUCGAGCUAGAGGUCUUCACUCGCGCAGUCACAGCAAUUACAUUCGGCCGAGACGGACGGAGCGACUUCCCCGAUACCUUCUUCCUAGACCACGAUCGCCUAGCAUCGCUCAAGGCUGAAGUCGACGACCUCGUUAUGUUCGAAGUCUGCAUGGAGAUGUACACACAACUCGCCCGACAGCUCGGCUACCAAGGCUCCAUGACCCUAGCCAUCGGCCAACAACUCCGCACCGCCCUCUCCGCCAUCAUGGGCGAGGCCGUAGGCCACGGCCCCCACCAAUGGAUGCUAAACUCCGAAGCCCUCUCCCUAGAAAUCCUCCGCCAAGCCUCGCACCUCGCCGGCCAAACCCCCUCCUGCAGUUUCGACCACAUGGCCGAAGCCAACCAACACCUCCGCACCCUAUUCGUGCGCAGAUCUUCCUGGCACGCAUCCCGCCUCGAAGCCUCGCUCCUCCCCCAGAUUCUCGCCAACGUCGACCGCCACAGCACAUCCUCGCCCAUCGAACUCUUCAACGCUCUUGUUUCGAUAUCUCCUUCCAUGCCGCCUCUUCCAUCAUUGUCUCGACCUAACAUCGCCGAUACGUUUGCUUUUGCGCAUUUACAUCCUGAGACGGCGAAAUUGACGGAUCUCGCUAAUCGGGUUACACAUAUUAUACUGCUUCAUUGGCGUAUUUGGGGACCUAUUGCUUAUGUCCAGGAAGACGGGUCGCAGCGCUCGGCUUCUACGGAUGGGAAUGCGAUGGCGAAUCAGGUGUCGCAAUCGCAAUCGCAGUCGCGACAAGUGGCUUCGAAUGCUGAGAAAGAUGCUUCCACCGUUCCGACGAGUAUGCGGACGGGUGAGAAACUGGAUAAGGGGCAGGAGGCGCAUGGCUGUCAUCAGUCGCUUCCGCAAUAA
This is a messenger RNA of Alternaria metachromatica, 2046 nucleotides long. RefSeq lists its product as uncharacterized. The transcript is spliced from 2 exons. Bases 1 to 2046 code for a protein of 681 amino acids. The record is from RefSeq and is a predicted model, not a curated record. NCBI's taxonomy places the organism in Eukaryota, Fungi, Ascomycota, Dothideomycetes, Pleosporales, Pleosporaceae.